Messenger RNA from Passer domesticus (house sparrow), 2651 nucleotides. RefSeq names its product chromosome 1 C7orf57 homolog (gene C1H7orf57). The transcript has 8 exons. Bases 540 to 1286 code for a protein of 248 amino acids. NCBI's taxonomy places the organism in Eukaryota, Metazoa, Chordata, Aves, Passeriformes, Passeridae. The record is from RefSeq and is a predicted model, not a curated record.
CUGCUGCUGCUGCUGGCGGCGGAGAGCAGCGCGCCGAGCUUCCACCCUGCGGGAAAAAGGAAAGAGCGAGGGAGGUACCGGGAGCCGGGCUGCCCCGCUCCGCCCGCGCCUCCCCUUCAGGCUUCAUCCCGCCCCUUUCCCGGGGGAUGCGGGUCACCCCUCGGGGAAUCGCCCUUCGGUCUCUGAGCUGCAGCCACGGCGGCAGCGGGCACCCCGAGCGUCGCCAGCGGGAGAGCGCCGGGGCACGGACCCGGCCGGGAGGCGGCAGCGGGCUCCGGCUGGUGCCUCUGCGUCCCGGAGCGCCCUGGGCUGUUCUUGGGGCUGAGUCUGGGCACAGCCAGCCCGUGUGGGUGUGUGCCAGGAGCUCCUCUGUGAGCUGCUGCCUGGAAGUGGUGUCCUUACACCGACGGAGCGGCAUCAGCUGCAGCUGGAGUCGCUCCGAAAUUGCUUGUGCUAUAUCCCCCAGAAUGAGCAAGCCUGAUCUUUUGUCUUCACGAUGAAAUGUAGCACCUCAUUCAUGUUCCAGGAAGCAAUACCCCAUGCCACUCAAACAACCAGAGAAGAGCCCACUUCCCUCCCAGAUUCUGGGUCUCAGUGACCUUUCAAGAGCUCCCCAUGAAGUGCUACUGUCUGGGUGCCACAGGAAAUGGAUCAAAGAAACUGAUUCAGCCUAUGUGAGGCUGGCAAAGCAAGGAGGCCGACCUGACCUACUGAGGCACUACACUCCUGUGGUAAUGAAGUCGCCUCCGGCAGCAUACGCUGCACCUGGCUGGUACACACACUGUGCCAGUCCUGCAGGGAUUGAGGAGCCACGGACCUGUGUUUCCUCUCUACCAGAUUAUAUGGUUCACAGAGGGUUUAUGGCUGAUGACCAUCACGGUAAGAGUUAUGAGACAAGAAGAGGGCCUUUUGAGUUUGAUACAAAAAGUGUUUGGCAGCGGGAAGCUGAAAACAAAGAACAUGCAGAGAAAAAGAAGGUAAAGCUUCCACCUAUAAGCCCUAAAUAUCCAAGCAGAAUGCCAACUGUUUCUACUAACAAGGAAUUUAGUGGAGAAAAUAAGCUUUCCUUCCCACCCGUGCCUGCUCAAAGAAAAAGUGAAGCAGUAAAUUUUAGCAAAUUAAUAAGCAAUGGCUAUGGGACUGACUGGUUGCAGCAGAGUACUGGAUGGGAAAAAAAGAUUGAAGAAACAUCAGAAAAUAGUGAGCUCUCUGAAGAUUCAGAACGAUCUGAAUCACCACCUGCAUGCAACGAGUUAAAGCCACCAUUUCAGGGAUGUAAUAAGUAACUUGAAAGAUUCUUGGGGAAACUAAAGCUUUGUAUUGCUUAUGUAGCCCACUAUUUACAUGUUGACUAGAUUAUUUUUGUAACUUAACUCAUCCCUGAUUGAGAUGUUUGCGAGAUGGAUGAACUUCAUUUGGCAUUAUUGCAGCAAAUUUUAAAGAACAGACAACAGGUGUCAAUUUUUAGUCCUAGACCUUUUCUUAAUAUAAUAAACAAAACGAAGCAAAGCUGAGGUUUUCUCCUGCACAAGACUCCUGCUGCUUUGCUGUUCUCAAACAGGGUUACCAUAUUGCUGCUAACUUGACUAGACACAGGCUAUUGGUGUCUCCAAAUCAACAGGUUUCUUCAGUUAAGUACAGCUGUAGUCAUGAAUUAUGCCACAAAAAAAGGUGAAGGGCAACUGUGCGGUACGGGAUGAAAUGCAGACAGAAAGAAUUGAACUGGUAUGGAUGCCUGCAGUAAAAAAGUCAAACCUUCACUGAAAAGACUACUUCUUCAUCCCAAGAGCUCAUUUACUUUGAACAGACACUCAGCUUUCUAGGACAGGUCUAUUGCUGUGCCUGCUGCACAAGAACUAGUUGAUCAGUCAUAGUGUUCAGCCACAUAAUUAAAGACCUGGUGGCAUUUCCUGGUAUGGUCUCGUUAUAUAGAAGCUGAAUCAUUGGUUAACAGUUCUGUGGACUCAGCUAUCCAUGAUGUCUGUACUUUCAGCUAUUAGAUAAAAAAAAUAAAAUUAUCUAUCCUGAAGUCUUGACUGCAACAAAAAUAUUAUAUGGUAGAUCACUGUUUAUUCGCAUCAGCAGAAGUUUGUACUUUGAAACAGCAAUGUAUAGAUGUUGUACUUUAAUAUUCUGAAAAAGUUAAGAGACACUGAUAUUUCAACACUUGCUAUUUUAUCUACUUGGAUUAGGAUAUAUCCCUGAAAUCUUAUUAAUAAUUAAAUAUUGAUUAUAAAGUCCACUAGAAAGUGGGUGCAAUUUCAUUACCAUGUUUUUUGCUAACAGCAUGAAAAGUAAACCCUUAAUUUUUAGAAUUUCCUCUUCAGAUUACAUUCAGUAUGUUUUGCACCUUUGAAUCCAAGUCCUGGAGGCUCUAAAAUUUAUUAAUAAAUAUGUAUUUAUGUAAACAGAAUGUUUAGAGUAUUUGGUUUAAUACUGUUCCUUUAGAACCUUGAUGUAAAAAUUGAUUGGAAAUAGGUAAACCAUUGCUAAUCUGAACCCUCAAAAUUUUCAGUGAACUGUAGAAAUUUUGCUGUUGAUGUUGUUUUACCUGGCACCUGAGUCCAUCUUUGCUAUCCGUUAUUUUGAACAAUUCAACUAAAUUGUAUUUAAAAAAAUAAAAGGCUAAAACAUGUGCAAAUGCUUAAAUA